ACGUGCGUGAUUCUUAUCCAAUCAAUUAUCACGUCAUACCCGAUGAUGGGAGUAAGACGCGUCAUUUUCGGCAUUCACUCACUUUGGUUCUCCGAGGUUCUCCGUCGCCGAUUCUUUGAGUCCAAGCUCUUCACGCGGAACGCCAAUGCCUUAAACGUUGUUCGUUUUUAUCCCAAUGUUCCAACAUGCUUCGCUGCUGAGCCGGGCCUCUUUACGGAGAACAUACACCACACAAAUAUCGCCAACUCGGUGGCAGAAGCAUCUACGGAGAGCGAGCCUGGUAGCCUUCAGUGUAGGAUCUUUCUAUACCGCAGACAGGCUAUUCAAUGCGUCUUCAAUAACACGGAAUCUUAGGACUCUCUACACAUGUGCUAUGAUAACAAUAGAUUAUAAAUUAAAUUUUACAGAGGAAAAGAGCGACCAGAUUACAGAAUUGCAUACUCGAGUCGCUGAUAGAAUGUACAAUUUAUUCACUUCUAAUGGAGGUCUUUAUAUCAAGAUAGGUCAAGCCAUUGGUGCUAAUGCUGCAUUACUACCUAAACCUAUGCAGGAAAAGUUUGCCCGACUAUUUGACGAUGCACCCCAAAUUCCCUAUUCCGAUGUUUUGCACGUUUUCAAAUCCGAAUUUGGUCGUCCACCGUGCGGGCCUGACGGUGUAUUUGAGAUAUUCGAGGAGCAGGCUAUCGCAAGCGCCAGUAUUGCCCAAGUACAUAGAGCCAAAUUACGGCCUCUCCCAGGUGAUACAGAGGGAAAGUGGGUUGCGGUCAAGAUUCAAAAACCGGACGUUGCAAAACAAAUGAAAUGGGAUUUGGGUGCAUAUAGAUUUGUUAUGUAUAUGUUCGAGAAGUGGGCAUUUGAUCUCCCGGUGUACUUCGUAGUUGAUUUCGUCUCGGACCAUCUUCGUCGUGAACUAGAUUUUAGAUUGGAGGCCGAAAAUGCGAAGCAAACUGCGAUAUUCAUUGCUUCAGAACCACGGCUCGCCAAGAAUGUUUACAUACCCAAAGUCUAUGACGAACUCACCACCAAACGCGUAAUGACUGCGGAGUGGAUAUCUGGUGUUCGCCUCAGCGAUCGUAGUGGAAUCAGACUUUUGAUGGCGGAAAACAAUAAUCCCGUAGUCGUUCAGGCGACUGUACCUUCAUUCGUGGACACGUCGGAAGACAAUGCUCCUCCAUCAUUUUCUUUUCCUCCUACACCUCUCAAAGGUGGCGUCCGAUCUGUGAUGCAAAUCAUGGUCGAAUUGUUCAGUGCACAAAUGUUUAGCUGGGGUUGGUGCCACGCGGAUCCCCAUCCUGGCAACAUCAUUAUUCGUCCCAAUCCACACGAUCCGACCCUUCCACAGCUUGUACUUCUGGAUCAUGGACUCUACGUUCGCGCUGAUGAGGAAUUCCGACGGGAUUGGGCAUCAAUGUGGAAAGGACUUCUUACCGGCGAGUUCAAAAGCGUGGAGCGAACGACGAGGAAGUGGGGAAUGGGACUUCCUGACAUGUUCGCGAGUGUCGCACUGGCAAGGCCGGUGCGGCUAACUAGGAAGGACAGAAAAGCGGAGGCGGAGAGAGUCACUCGGGAAUUAGAAGAGUAUAUGAGUCUCAGUCAAUAUGAGCAAAGUGUCAGAAUGAAGGCAAAACUCAAACAAUUCCUUACUGAUACCGACCGAAUGCCAAAAGCCUUGAUCUUCCUACUUAGAAACAUGCGGAUCGUCCAAGGAAACAAUCAAUCCUUUGGGGCCCCCGUGAACCGAGUCAAGAUAAUUGGAUUAUGGGCAUCAAAUUCUCUCACUCGUCUUCCUAACCUCACCAUCGGUGAGCGCCUACGCGAGUAUGUCAACGAUAUCGUUUUUCGCAGUGUCCUUCUCUCUCUGGAUCUUGCAUUCUGGACCACACGUUUGAGGCAGCGUAUCUUUGCUAUGUUUGGAUUGAAGUCGGGUAGUUUUGAAGAUGAGCUAGAGAAGGCGAUGCGGGGUAUGAUGAAAAGUAGUGUAGGGGUAGAAGUAGGUGCUACUGCGUUCAGUGGAUAAUGGAAAUGGGUUUAGUUUCCCCGGUCAUCAGAGUUGAAAAAUGUUGAUGUUAGUUGAAGCUCGUAUUCUGUUCUGUAAGUGUUGCUAUAAGGAAAACUAAAUGAAAGCUUGAGCAACUUAAAUUACAGUAGAAGUUUUCAAUGUACGUUUGCUUGUACAUUUGUUGUCCA
Molecule: messenger RNA, 2187 nt
Organism: Lentinula edodes (shiitake mushroom)
Lineage: Eukaryota; Fungi; Basidiomycota; Agaricomycetes; Agaricales; Omphalotaceae
Product: ABC1 family-domain-containing protein
Exons: 7
Coding region: 176-2017 (613 amino acids)
Source: RefSeq, a predicted model, not a curated record